Rattus norvegicus (Norway rat) is the source of this 4034-nucleotide messenger RNA. Lineage: Eukaryota; Metazoa; Chordata; Mammalia; Rodentia; Muridae. The record is from RefSeq and is a predicted model, not a curated record.
AUGACUGAGUUCUCUGACAGGUUAUCCAGUCCGAGAGACAAGGGAGCGUUGAAAUUUUCAGAUUCCAGCACUUCCUCCUCUACACAUAAACCAGGAGGGGGAGCCAGCCUAUACCCUGUGAAAGAGCUAGAAGCGCUGAACCUCGACAGUUCUGAAAGCUCUGAAAAUAAAACCUUAGACUCAGAGGAGGAGGCCGAGCUAGAUGAGGAAGCAGCUAAAUAUGAGGAGGAAAGAUAUUACCCCGAUGAAUGUAGGGGAAGUAAUAGAAGGCUUCUAGCACGGCCGCCACCAACGGCGCCCCCUCCAUAUGAGACACGCUCACGCGCCUUCUCACUAGUCCCUGAGAGGGUGAGAAGAAAGCUGAGUAUGACAUUUCCUGUCUUUGAGACUCCGGAGGGAGGACGGGUCCAUACCCCUGUUGAAUAUAAUCAGAUUAAGGAAUUAGCGGAAUCAGUUAGAAAGUAUGGAGUCACAGCCAACUUUACUCUAACACAACUCGACAGGUUGGCCAUGGCGGCAUUGACACCAGCUGAUUGGCAGAUGAUUGCUAAGGCAGCCCUUGCCAGCAUGGGCCAAUACAUGGAAUGGAAAGCACUCUGGUAUGAGGCAGCCCAAACACAGGCCAGAGCGAAUGCUACGGCCUUAAUACCUGAGCAACAGGAAUGGACUUUCGAACUCUUAACAGGACAGGGCCGAUUUGCAGCUGAUCAGUCUGCUUACCACUGGGGCGCCUAUGCUCAGGUCUCCAGCACGGCUAUUAGAGCCUGGAAGGCACUGUCCAGGAGAGGAGGGAUCGAUAAUCAACUUACAAAAAUCAUUCAGGGACCCCAGGAAAAUUUCUCAGAUUUUGUAGCUAGAAUGACAGAGGCUGCAGGACGAAUCUUUGGCGAUCCUGAACAAGCAGCACCGCUUAUAGAACAGCUCGUUUUCGAGCAAGCCACCCAGGAGUGCCGAGCAGCCAUAGGCCCCCGAAGAAAUAAAGAGCUACAGGAUUGGCUUAGAGUCUGCAGGGAACUUGGAGGGCCCCUUACUAUCUCAGGCCUGGCGGCCGCCAUUCUCCAGUCCCAGCAACGCCCCGUUAAAGGGACGGUUAAAAGAUCAUGCUUUCAAUGUGGGAAAACAGGCCAUCUAAAAAUAGACUGCAGGAUGACAAAAGGAGACAGGGGGUCUGCAACCCUCUGUGUCCGAUGUGGCAAAGGCUACCAUAGGGCUGACCAGUGCCGAUCAGUGAGAGACAUUAAAGGCAAACUACUCCCUCCUUUAGAGACUCGGCCUAAUGAGAUGUCAAAAAAUGGGCUGGUGGGCCCCUGGUCCCAGGGCCCUCAAAGAUAUGGGAACCGCUUUCACAGGGCCAUGACCCCGGCAGAGGAGGUCCCCCAAGAGGCGACACAAAAUUGGACCUGUGUGCCGCCUCAGACUUCUUUCUAAUGCCCCAGAUGGGCAUUCAGCCAAUUCCUGCUCAGACUGUGGGGCCUCUACCCCCAGGAACCAUAGGCCUUGUCCUUGGGAGAGGAUCUCUCGCCCUACAAGGACUGAUAGUCCAUCCAGGCCUUGUUGAAGCUCAGCGCUCUCUUGAUGUUCAGAUUCUUUGUUCAAGUCCCGAUGGGGUUUUUUCCAUAAGUAAAGGAGAUAGAAUAGCACAGUUAUUACUCCUUCUGUGCUCCCAGGCCAUGAUACAGGAUACCAAGGGACCCAUGGGGUCCACUGGUCAUGAUUCGGCAUAUUUGGUGGUUCACCUUAACAACCGCCCAAAAUUGAGCUUAGAAAUUAAUGGAAAGAAAUUCGAAGGCAUACUGGAUACUGGGGCUGAUAAAAGUAUAAUUUCCUCAAAAUGGUGGCCCCAAUCAUGGCCUAACACAAAAUCUUCUCACUCGCUACAAGGAUUAGGCUACCAGUCAUGCCCUAUGAUCAGCUCUGCCACUCUAACUUGUACAACUGCCGAUGGCCGACAGGGACAAUUUAUUCCUUAUGUACUUUCCCCUGCCUGUUAAUCUUUGGGGGAGGGAUGUUAUGCAGACCAUGGGACUGACCUUAUCUAAUGAAUACCCCCCACAAGUGGCCCACAUGAUGUCAAGGAUGGGCUAUAAGGAAGGGAAAGGCCUAGGGCGAUUAGAACAGGGUCGUCUCACGCCCAUUGAACCGAUCACCAACCCCCAUAAACAAGGCCUGGGUUUUUCCUAGGCGCCAUUGGGGCAGCACGACCCAUACCAUGGAGGACGGAGGACGCAGUGUGGGUUCCCCAAUGGCCAUUAACCUCUGAGAAAUUACAAGCAGCUACAGGACUGGUGGAUGAACAAUUAAGAUUGGGACAUUUGGAGCCCUCCACCUCUCCUUGGAACACCCCAAUUUUUGUAAUAAGGAAAAAAUCAGGAAAAUGGCGACUACUCCAUGACUUGAGGGCCAUUAACGAUCAGAUGGAAUCCCUUGGACCCAUUCAGCGGGGCCUUCCUAUACUCUCGGCCCUACAAAAAGAUUGGAAUUUGGUAAUAAUAGAUAUCAAGGAUUGUUUUUUCUCUAUUCUGCUUUACCCCCUGAUAGGCCCAGGUUUGCUUUUACUGUCCCAUCAAUUAAUCAUACUGAACCUGAUAAAAGAUACCAGUGGAAGGUCCUACCUCAGGGCAUGGCCAACAGCCCUACGAUGUGUCAGUUAUAUGUUCAGGAAGCCCUCAAACCAGUCAGGGAGACCUAUCCAAAUUUACUGUUAAUCCAUUACAUGGAUGAUAUAUUGAUGUGUCAUAAAGACUUAGAAUUACUCACACAAGCCUAUUCCUUAUUACAAAAAACCCUUAAACAAUGGGACUUACAUAUUGCUACAGAAAAGGUCCAAAUUGCUGACACAGGUCAUUUUCUAGGAUCCAUUAUUUUCCAUGAUAAGAUUAUACCCCAGAAACUGGAAAUCCGUAGAGACCACCUCCAUACUCUUAAUGACUUUCAGAAGCUCUUGGGAGAUAUCAACUGGUUGAGACCAUUUUUGUAAAUCCCUUCCGUGGAAUUAAAACCUUUGUUCUAAAUAUUGGAAGGGGACGGCCACAUCACCACCCCUCGUGUGCUAACUCCCGCUGCAACCAAGGCCUUACUAAAAGUAGAAAAUGCCAUAAAACAGGCCCAAUUGCAAUGCAUUGAUUGGUCUCUACCUUUUUCACUCUGUGUACUAGAUACCAAGGAUUUACCCACUCCAGUUUUAUGGCAACAAGGUCCACUGUUAUGGAUCUAUCCACAUGCUUCCCCUGUGAAGAUUAUUGAUUGGUAUCCAGCAGCAGUAGCACAUCUGGCUAUUAAGGGCCUAAAAGCUGCCAUCUGUCAUUUUGGGACUCCACUCCAAUCCUUGAUUAUCCCAUAUACACCCUACCAGGUCCAAACUCUAGCCACUACCUCUGAUGAUUGGGCAGUGCUGCUCACAUCCUUUACAGGGAAGAUAGAUAAUCAUUAUCCUAAACACCCCCUAUUGUGUUUUGCAAGAUCACAACCUGUUGUUUUCCCUCGCGUCACAUCCCACAGACCAUUAAAGGAGGGGAUAAUAGUGUAUACGGAUGGGUCAAAAACAGGGGUGGGAGCAUAUGUGGUAAACUCCCAAGUAUUCUCAUGACAAUAUUUUGAAACCUCACCCAAAGUGGUAGAAUGCCUAGUGGUCAUGGAGGUCAUUGAAAAAUUCCAGGUUCCUCUAAAUAUUGUUUCAGAUUCCUCCUAUGUGGUUAAUGUUGUUAGUAUUUUUGAAACCGCCGGUAUAAUUAAAACCACUAGUAAGGUGGCAGAUAUUUUCUGAAAAAUCCAAAUUAUCCUAUUAAAUAGAAGAUUCCCUGUAUACAUUACUCAUAUACGGGCCCAUUCUGGACUCCCUGGCCCAAUGAGUUCAGAGAAUGGUUUGGCUGACAAAGCCACAAAAAUGAUAGCUGUGACCCUGGCCUCUCCUUUAGAGGCCGCUAAAGCCUUUCAUGGCAAUUUCCAUGUCACCUCAGAAACUUUACGCCGCUGCUUCUCUAUAACUAGAAAAGAGGCACAUGAUAUAGUCUCCCAAUGCCAACAGUGCUGCCAGU